AUGCUCGGCGCCGGUACAUAUGGCAUCGUCCGCGAAGCAGAUGGUCCGACAGGGAAGGUGGCUAUCAAGGUCAUUCUCAAAAAAAAUGUGAAGGGCAAUGAACAGAUGGUCUAUGAUGAACUUGAAUUGCUUCAAACCCUCCAACACGACCACAUCGUCCGUUUCGUUGACUGGUUCGAGUCAAGGGACAAAUAUUACAUUGUGACGGAACUGGCAACAGGUGGCGAGUUGUUCGACCGCAUUUGCGAGCAGGGAAGGUUCACCGAGAAGGAUGCCUCGCAGACCAUCAAGCAGGUUUUGACCGCCGUCGAUUACCUACACAACAACAACGUUGUCCACCGAGACUUAAAACCUGAGAACUUGUUGUAUCUCACGAAGGAGGCUGACUCUGACCUUGUCCUGGCCGACUUCGGUAUUGCCAAGAUGCUCGACAGUAAAGACGAGGUGCUCACCACCAUGGCUGGAUCCUUUGGCUAUGCGGCACCUGAGGUAAUGUUAAAGAAAGGACAUGGCAAACCCGUGGAUAUGUGGUCGAUGGGCGUUAUCACAUACACUCUGCUGUGCGGAUACUCGCCCUUUCGCUCAGAGAACCUACAGGAUCUGAUUGAGGAGUGCACGGCUGCUCGUGUCGUAUUCCAUGACCGCUACUGGAAAGAUGUCAGCGACGAUGCCAAAGAUUUUAUCAUGGGGUUGCUGCAGCCGAAGCCGGAAGAUCGGUGGACCAGUGAAGAAGCCAUGAAGCACAAGUGGCUGAGCGGCGAGAACGCCACCGACCACAACUUGCUGCCCGAGAUCAAGGCGUUCAUGGCAAAGGCUCGUUUGCGCCGCGGUAUCGAGUUAGUCAAGUUGACCAAUCGCAUAGAAGCUCUCAAAAUGCAAGAGGAGGACCCAGAAAACUCGGACAUGCCAACUAGUGCCCCUCCGGAGAUAGCUCAGCCUGUACUGGCGCAAUCGGAAGGGACGCCGUCGAGUGACAGCGGCAGUGGUAACAUCACGGGGAAGCAAAGACUGACCAAUGCGGUAAAAGGAGCCAUAUUCCGGGAGGUCGUCUUGGCCAAGGUGCGCGAGAUGAAGCAACAAGAGGAGGUGCGCAAGGAAGUCGGCAAGCAAGAGUCAGCAGCAAAGGAGUAG
Grosmannia clavigera kw1407 is the source of this 1131-nucleotide messenger RNA. RefSeq names its product calcium calmodulin-dependent protein kinase. The transcript is spliced from 4 exons. Gene Ontology annotation, biological process: protein phosphorylation; cellular response to oxidative stress. The coding region runs from base 1 to 1131 and encodes 376 amino acids. The record is from RefSeq and is a predicted model, not a curated record. NCBI's taxonomy places the organism in Eukaryota, Fungi, Ascomycota, Sordariomycetes, Ophiostomatales, Ophiostomataceae. Gene Ontology annotation, molecular function: calcium/calmodulin-dependent protein kinase activity; ATP binding.